This is a messenger RNA of Drosophila montana, 3396 nucleotides long. RefSeq names its product beta-1,4-mannosyltransferase egh (gene egh). The transcript is spliced from 3 exons. Gene Ontology annotation, cellular component: cytoplasm. The record is from RefSeq and is a predicted model, not a curated record. Gene Ontology annotation, molecular function: beta-1,4-mannosyltransferase activity. Lineage: Eukaryota; Metazoa; Arthropoda; Insecta; Diptera; Drosophilidae. Bases 1656 to 3032 code for a protein of 458 amino acids.
GUUGCGGUCGCGUUGACAGUGCGGCGGUUUAUAUUUAUUAGCUAUUACUCAGAAUAAAAAAACAGUCAUUGUUUUUCGGGCUUAAUCGGCAAAAUGUGCGCGCCAAGCACUUACACAGCAGCAACGUCCGUUCAAUGAGCUACAGUACGGAAAAAAACACUCGCACAAAAUAAAAAAAAUCAAUUUGCAAUAUUCGUGCCGCCGCUCAGCCCGCCACCGCCACCGUUGCGCCCCUUCAUAAACACGCAGAGCAAAAGAAAAAUCUACAAAUAAAGCGAUUACUCGUUGGUGUCUCCUGGUAAAGACGAAAAUCGAUCGAUAUCUGUUACAACUAAUUGUAGUCAGUGGUGAAUUGUUUUGUUGUGUUUUUUUUUGUUGUUUUGUUUUCUGGUAGUGUUUUAACAAAGUUCGUUUCGGUUUUGGCAGUGGGGGAAGACGAGGAGUCGCGCAGACUAUAAAUCGCUUGCUCGUCGCCGGGUGUGAGGUGUGAGACGAAAAGAGAGCAGCAAAAAAAAUAGCAAGGCAUAUUUAAAAUACCGAAAAAUAUACAUACAUAUGUACAUGUACACAUACACGUGCAAUUUAAUAUAUGUGUGCAUUGAAUUCAAUAAAAAUCGCAAAUAUUAAUGAAAUUUGUUGUUGCUGCUGCAGCACGCCAAGGAAACAUUGAAUCUUUUGUGUAUAAAAAUAAACCAAACAAAUCGGCGCCGACGUUGCCACAGCUAGCAACAAGAGAACAGGCAGCGAAUUAGCAAAGAGAGCGAGAGCGAGCAUCCGCCCAGAGUUCCCCGUUCCCACAGACCCGCGCACCCAUAACGCAAACGCCUCUGCUCAUCGGGCGUCAUCGAUAUUCGUGUUGGGUUUGUUUACGCGCGGAGCGUGCAGACGAACACACCCUGUGUGCACUUCAACAAGGAGAGGUCAGUCAGCGCCCGACCCCCCUCCCGCGCUGUUAAACAUUGCGUGAGUGCAUGUCGGUUGGCGCCUUAUCGUCCAACACACAGUAACGCCUAUUGGCCGCGGACCGCUCCUGCGACGAAAAGACAAACAACACGCCAUUGCCAUUGUCAUUGCCAGUUCCUCUUCCUUGCUUAGUAGGAAGCAGCCAUUAGCGUUUUAUGUGACCAACAGCAUGAAAUGAGUGCCUCAUCAGUGUGCGAGACGGCAACGAAUUCAAGCGAAUUAUCAGCGGCAACAGCCAAGGGCAACAGUUGAACAAGAAGAAGAACAAAAAAAAUAAAUAAGAAGAGCAACUGCAGCAAAUUGUGUUGCAACGAAACGAAACGACCAAAAAAAAAAAAGAGAAAGCAAGAAAGAGUUUAGCUACAGUAAACACCAGCUAAGAGAUAAAAGUGAUUCACACAGGCACAAAAACCAAAAAAACAAUCAAAUAAAUUAAAGAAUUAAGCACAAGCAGAGUCUGGAACGCACGACCCCCCGCCCCCCGCCCCCCCCAGCCUCCAGCCCCCCGGCCGCAACCAGCCUGGAAAAAAAAAACAAGUGGCCCCAAAAACGAAAAAUAAAUAAACAAAAUACAAACAAUUGACGAGUAGAAACAUAACCUAAAAUCAAAAUAAAAUCCCACACGCACGCACAAAGAGAAGAGAAGAAAAGAAGAUAAAGGCAGUCAGUCCAGAGUACAGUGCACACUCAAUAUGAUGAACUCGACAACGAAGCAUCUGCUGCACUGCACGCUGCUCUUCACUGUGAUAAUUGCCUGCGAAGUAUUCUCCGGCGGUAUUAAGAUCGAUGAGAACUCCUUCACCCUUAUCGAUCCAUGGACUGAGUAUGGCCAAUUGGCCACCGUAUUGCUGUACUUAUUGCGUUUCCUCACCCUGCUCACCCUGCCGCAGGUGAUGUUCAAUUUCUGUGGCCUCGUCUUCUACAAUGCCUUCCCCGAGAAGGUCGUACUCAAGGGCAGCCCCCUGCUGGCCCCCUUCAUAUGCAUACGCGUGGUCACACGGGGCGAUUUCCCCGAACUAGUCAAGAUGAAUGUGUUGCGCAAUAUAAAUACAUGCCUCGAUACGGGCCUCGAGAAUUUCCUGAUUGAGGUCGUCACCGACAAGGCGGUGCAUCUGGCCCAGCAUCGGCGCAUCCGUGAGAUUGUUGUGCCCAAGGAAUAUAAGACGCGGACCGGCGCCCUCUUCAAGUCGCGCGCCCUUCAAUACUGUCUCGAGGAUACGGUGAAUGUGCUCAACGAUAACGAUUGGAUUGUCCAUCUGGACGAGGAGACUCUGCUCACCGAGAACUCGGUGCGUGGCAUUAUCAAUUUUGUUCUCGAUGGCAAGCAUCCCUUUGGCCAGGGCCUCAUCACCUAUGCCAAUGAGAACGUUGUCAACUGGCUGACAACCCUGGCGGACAGCUUUCGUGUAUCCGACGACAUGGGCAAGCUGCGCCUCCAGUUCAAGCUCUUCCACAAGCCACUCUUCAGCUGGAAGGGCAGCUAUGUGGUCACCCAGGUUGGCGCCGAGCGUUCCGUAUCGUUUGACAAUGGCAUCGAUGGCUCCGUGGCGGAGGAUUGUUUCUUUGCGAUGCGUGCCUUUAGCCAGGGCUACACGUUCAACUUCAUCGAGGGCGAGAUGUACGAGAAGUCGCCGUUCACGCUGUUGGAUCUGCUGCAGCAGCGCAAACGCUGGCUACAGGGCAUCCUGCUUGUGGUGCACUCGAAGCUGAUACCGUUCCGGCACAAGCUGCUGCUCGGAAUUAGCGUUUACUCGUGGGUAACAAUGCCGCUGUCCACAUCGAACAUCAUAUUCGCCGGCCUCUAUCCGAUACCCUGUCCCAAUUUGGUUGACUUUGUCUGCGCCUUCAUUGCGGCCAUCAAUAUCUAUAUGUAUGUGUUUGGUGUCAUCAAAUCAUUUUCACUGUACCGCUUCGGGCUGCUCAAGUUUUUGGCCUGCGUCCUCGGCGCCGUCUGUACGAUACCCGUCAAUGUGGUCAUCGAGAAUGUGGCCGUCAUUUGGGGCCUGGUUGGCCAGAAGCACAAGUUCUACGUGGUCCAGAAGGAUGUGCGUGUCCUCGAGACUGUUUAAGCGGCAGCGCACACUAAUCUAACUGUAAUUAACACAAAUGCAAAAUCAAUUAAUCAAAAUGCAAAAAACCAAAUGAAACAAAUUAAUCGCACAACAACAACAGCAACAACACCAGCAACAGCAACAACAUCAACAACAUCAUGAUCUUUUUUAUUCGUAAGCUUAAGUUGCACACACACAAACACACACACUCUCACACACACACUUAUUGUUGUUACGUUCUAAAAAAACACACAAAGAAAAAUUUACUUUGGCCGCCCUUUUGCAACACUGUUAAAAUUGCCAAAAAAAAAAAACGUUUAUAAUGCUAGAACAAAUAGUUAUAUAUAUUUAGUAUAUAUAUAUAUACACACACACACACACA